This is a messenger RNA of Labeo rohita (rohu), 4423 nucleotides long. It is a transcript of the gene glis3, whose product is annotated as GLIS family zinc finger 3. Bases 280 to 2769 code for a protein of 829 amino acids. The record is from RefSeq and is a predicted model, not a curated record. Gene Ontology annotation, molecular function: DNA-binding transcription factor activity, RNA polymerase II-specific; RNA polymerase II cis-regulatory region sequence-specific DNA binding. Gene Ontology annotation, biological process: regulation of transcription by RNA polymerase II. Lineage: Eukaryota; Metazoa; Chordata; Actinopteri; Cypriniformes; Cyprinidae. The transcript has 11 exons. Gene Ontology annotation, cellular component: nucleus.
UCACAAACCCACACACAACAACAGCAGCAGCAGCAGCAGCAGCAGCUCACAUUCACUCACCAUGAAACCAAACACGCUUUAAACACGACAAACUCGGCUCAAACUCAGCCGUAAUGCGGGAAAGAACGCGCUCCCGAUGACGUCACCGCGGCAGAAGUUCGUCUGAAGCGCUUUAUUUCACGAAGGUGACAUGACGACACUGUAACAGGCGAUUGAAACCACGGCUCAAAUCUAAAUCCGAACGCUCGAGAUGAUGUUCUGUGUCGACCAGUGACGGACAUGAACGGGAAAGGCUGUAACUUGAUGGUUUCUCCGUCCGGUACAACUCAGGUGCCUCACCUGAGGGUCCAGACGGGUCACUCCUCUUCUCCGUCGCUCCAUCCCGACACCGCAUCAGGAAACCCGGCCCUCCUUCCCACGCUGAGUCUCCGCCGGCAAGUUCUGACCAAUGGGAAGCUGGGCUUUCCGCAGACGUCGCGACAUCAAGCCCCGCCCCUUUCGCUCCCAGCACCCUCCUCCAAACAAUCAGUUCGACCCAGCUGCCAAGACAAUGGUACGAAAGGUUACUUGUCUUUGGGGACGAACGGAAGAGUGUUUGGGCCGUGCGGCGGAUCGAACCUGCAGGUGUCGAGCAACGCCAUGCUGGUUCAGAGUCUGGGUCCGGUUUCUCCACAAACUUCAGUCCAAAACGCUCCACCUCAUUCACUCGCUCUUCCCUUCACUGAUGCCAGGUGUUUGCUGUCCAGAGAAUCUUUAGCGUCGACCACCCUCAGCAUCGCAGAGACGCAGUCGAUUCGCAGCAGUAAGCUGGACUGGCCCUACGGAUACCGCGUUCUGCCUCCACUGGGGCUUCAGCAGGUGUCUAAUCAGAUUGCAGAAGCAGCUGAUCCGAAUCUCGUUCCCGGGACCUCCAUGUCCGAAUCCGUCUCCAACCCCGCGUCUCUGCCGCAUUAUCUCUUCAAGGAGGACGGCAGCAGUCCGCGACUCUCGGCCCGCUCCAAAAAGCGAGCGCUGUCCUUGUCUCCGCUCUCGGACGGCAUUGGCCUCGACCUCAACUCCAUCAUCAGAACCUCGCCCACGUCGCUGGUGGCGUACAUCAUCGGUUCUCGCACGUCGCCGGCCUCACGUCCCACUCCUUCUCCUCUGCAGUCCGACGUUUGCGGACACCUGCUGGGCAUCAGAGGCAGCUGCAUCCCUCAUCCAAAUCCUGGCAAACACAUCACCAAAGACAGGUCCAUUCAGACGCUCUCCGGCGACACCGAGAGUUUCCGCAUGCAGCAGUUGGAGGCGACGCCGCUAGAAGACCAAUUCACCAAUCUAGUGGUGGAGCACCAACUUCUACCCGAAACGGCGACAAAAAACAGCCUGUCGCCUUCGAUACAGCUUCAGUUUGAACUGUCUGCCAUUAUCAGGACGCCUAGUCCUCCUAGAGGACCUCCACCGCCCUAUAACGCCCAUCUGCGAGGUUCCCACGUUCAUAUCCCAGCGGUCUCUCAGGUGUCUUCGGACAACCUGAGGGUGCUUCCGUCAACUCUCUGCCCGAUGCUGGAGGAGGAUGAGGAGGAGGAUGCGAGCGGAGGACACUGCUGCCGAUGGCUGGACUGCGGCACCGUUUACGGCCAGAGAGAGGAGCUGGUCAAGCACAUCGAGAAGAUCCACGUCGACCAGCGCAAGGGUGAGGACUUCACCUGUUUCUGGGCCGGAUGUCCACGCAAACACAAACCUUUCAACGCACGCUACAAACUGCUGAUUCACAUGAGGGUGCACUCCGGGGAGAAACCCAACAAAUGCUCGUUUGAUGGCUGUCAGAAGGCGUUUUCCCGCUUGGAGAACCUAAAGAUCCAUCUGAGGAGCCACACGGGUGAGAAACCCUACGUGUGUCAACACCCCGGCUGUCAGAAAGCCUUCAGCAACUCCAGCGAUCGCGCCAAACACCAGCGCACGCACGUCGACACGAAACCCUAUGCGUGUCAGAUCCAGGGCUGCACGAAACGCUACACGGACCCCAGCUCUCUGCGCAAACACGUUAAAUCACACUCCCUAAAGGAGCAGCAAGCCAGGAAGAAGUUGAGACGCAGCACAGAUCUCAGUCAGGACGGACUCACCGAGUGUUUGACGGUUCAGCCGCUGCAGCACAGCCUCGCGCCACUGGACCUGAUUGAGACCAAGCACCAGUCGCCCACUGAUGAUCUCUACACUGUGUUCACCCUCAACCAGCCCAGCCAAACAAACACGCUGCAGAGUCCGAUGCAGAUCCCCCCUGGUUCACAGACCCUUCAGACCCCAAACGGAGCCCACAUGCAGCUGCCGCCCUUACAGGGAAACAACAGGUUUAGGGUUCCUGUGUCACAUCAGGUGUCCUCCGGCCCAUCAGUACCGCUGUCAUCUCACCACACGCUGGGCCAAAACACUCACAAACUCCACAGAUACUCCAGCCAUCCCAGGACAUCCCACCCUGACAGUUUCUCUGCUGAUGCCCAGACCGUGUUCUCAUACGGUGACUCACCGCACGCUGCCAAACAUAUUACUUCCUGUUCCAUGAUGCAGAUGCCCAUGUUUGAGGACAAUCUGGGUUCCUCAGAUGCGUCUCAGCCGGAGCUCGACCUGGUGCACAGAACUCUGUCAGGUGUCGCUGUGUUCGAUUGCCAGACUGGACCUGAAGUGUUUUUGGGAGAGCAGGUGCCUUCGGUGCAGGAGGACAAUUAUCUUCACAUCCGUACCGCGGAGAGAUGCCCGAGCCGGAUCUCAUGCGUCUUUACUGAAGGGUGAACACUUGUUUAACUAUGGUGGAUCUCACCAACCGGAGCUGAACUUGAGUUUUGGUCAACUCACACGGGUUGUUUAGAUCACUGAGGUUUCAGAAGGACUCAUGGACUCCUGAUCUAUAGGAGAAACUGGAUUUUUAUACACUGUAAAGCACAGGUGCCUGAAGUAUUUGGACUUUUUAAGCCACAUCAAGCCAUCAGUGAAGAAAAUAUCAAAGUGCAUCUUUUUGAAACAUCACUUUUCUUCAGUUCUACUCAGUGACUUUUUGUCAACCUUUAAGUUCACAACAAAACUUUACUUUAAACCAGACAAACGUACAUUUGCCAGAUGUUUAGCUUGAAGGAAUAGUGAAAAUGUGAUGAAAAUGUGCUCACCGUCAGGCCAUCCAAGAUUAGGAUGAGUUUGUGUCAUGAGAAUGUGUUAUUGCAUCACUGUCCCACCAACGGAUCCUCUGCAGUGAAUGGGUGCCGUCAGAAUUAGAGUCCAAACAGCUGAUAAAAACAUCACAAUAAUCCACACCACUCCAAACAUCUUGAGCUGUUUUGGCUUGUAAACGGUGCAUGAUCUGUGCAGAUUUCUCUUCUGAUUCAGACUAGACCACUUUUUCACUUUUUUCUAUUUCAAAACGUCUUAAUGAUGGAUUUGUUUCAGCUUUUGUCUCAAGAUGUUAACUGAUGGACUGGAUGUCCAGUGGUGUGGAUUAUUGUGAUGUUUUUAGCAGCUGUUUGGAUUCUCAUUCUGAUGGCACCCAUUCACGUCCAUUGGUGAGACAGGGAUGCAAUGCUACUCUACAUCUUGGAUGGCAUGGGUGAUUUUUGAGUGAACUAUUCCUUUAAAAAGUGUGUUUGUGCAUCGAUUCAACAAAUGACAUUCUUUGAUAUUUUAAGUAAACAAAUAUUUGGGGGGCCACUAUGUAAAUAGUUCAUGAAUAAGCAAAAAUAAUGCACUUAUCGCAGAAGCCAUAUUGAUGUAAAUAUUUAUACACAAAGCUUACGUUUGUAAUGUUUUAUCUACUAAAGUCAUUUAUGAAUAUGAAUUGCCUUUGAGGUUUACAUAUCCUCGUCCAGUCUGUGUGUGAAAAACUUAAUUGCUGAUCAGUGACAGUAGUUGUGUAUUUUACUUCUGGAUUUUGAAGUUUUUAAGUUCUUAAAGGGAGACACUGCAGGCAAAUGUUUUUUCAUGCACCUGUCAAGUUUUGGGAUUUUUGUUUUUUUAUAAAGUGUUUGUUCAGACUAGUAGAAAGAAAACAUCCAGAACACACUGUUAAGUGUUUCUUUUAUAGCACUUUAUCUAUUUGUGUCAACAGAUUUCAAUUACAGUACAUAUUUUUAAAGGCAGUUUUCUCAAAAUGAGUUUUUUCCUCCUACACGGAGCCAUAAAUCUCCACUUCUGUAGCACUUACACACACCAAACCGAACAUUUUUAUUCCUGUCUAAAGGUUUUUACAGAGGGAUUUGUUCAUAUAUAAUUUGCUUGAUUAUAUACAACAUUUUUUUCCCCCCAAAAUCGUGAAAAUAUAUUGUAAGUAUUUUCUGAAUUAUGGAGUGACAAAAAUGAGGUACCAAAAAUUCCCUCUGUAAAAACAUUUGAUAAUAAUGUGUAAAAUAAAUAAAUAAAUAAAUAAAUAAAUAAAUAAACGUCAUCCAGUGUUUAGAUU